CCGUUACUCGGCCAGCCCAGCCCGCCGGCCACGCCCGCCUCGCAGCGCCCGCGCCUGGCGGGGCCGAAGGCGCGUCUCUGGCAGGGCUGCGGCGCCAUGGAGUCGUCCGGCGGGUCCAAGGGCUGCAUGCAGCAGCUGACGGGCUUCAUCCGCACCCACAAGGGCAUCCUGCUCACCACCGAGAUCGCUCUGUGUAUACUCAUCUUGAUCUGCUACGGUGCCUCGGUAACACUUGGCUAUGUGUCCCUGGCCAUCUUCGAGCUGAUUUACACCAUUGUCAUAUUUAUCAUCUUUGCGUUUGAAUUUCAUCUCCAGGUGUCUUUUAUCCACUGGGGAUGGACGGAUUUCCUCAGGGCUCUCAUCGGGUCUGUGGCCUUCCUCAUCACAUCCCUUAUUGUCAUUAUAGGACACCACGACGGAGCCGGCGUCGCUGCUGGGGUGUUUGGGUUGCUGGUCGGAAUUGUCAUGGGCUAUGAUGCGUACACCAUUGUACCGCAGCUAAAGAAGCAGCACGCAGCAGUCCCCAACCCUGACUCUGCAGGUGGGAUCUGAAGACGUCUGCACUGUUGAAGCUCCACACUGGACCCUUCUCCCCUCGCCUGCUGCUGCGUCUUCCUGUGGGAGGCUGCCCCAGUCUUUAAAUUCUAAGCAUCCCAGCCUCUGUCUGGAGGCUCAGCAGUCCUUCAAAGAGAGAAUUUAUUCCCCACCUCCCACAUCCCUUUCAUCCAACUUUUUAUUUCCAGCUACAGUGUCUCCUUCAAACUCUGUCCUAACAGGGAGAAGGAAGGCACCUUAGGGAAAGAAUGGUUGCCCCCAGUUAUGGGGAAUGUGGUGGCAGGAGAGGAAGUUAGAGAACAGGCUGUUUCGUUCCUAAGACCUGGAAGAAUCACCCUCUGCACUGGCUGAGGGUCUCAGGUUCUGCUCAUAAGUAUUCAGGGAAUCUCUCAACAAUGAAUGAUAACAAUUGAAGGACUUCUGUGAUAAAAAAGGAAAGCUGCAAAAUCUUAAAAUGGCAGGAGGGCCUUUCUACUGCCGGGAGGUAGGGGCGGGGAAAUGGGACACCUGCAUUCUCGCCCCCAGUUCUAGGAGUGGUGAACGAUUGUGGUGACACCUGGGAAUGAUGGACAGGUGAAUGACAGCCACUCCUGGAUUUAUCCUCCUGCUAUGAAAUGCUUUCCCUUUCCGUGUGCCUUAGUUUCACCCAUUUAAAAUGGAGAUGAAAGACAGUUACAUCUACAUUUGUGGAGGCGAUUACAAGCAGGGUGCUUGCGUGUAUUUUAUGUAUAGUCCCAGCUCGUUCUAAAGUCUUCCUUUGGGAGAUUAUUGAUCUAAGGAAUGUUUUUUCUACUUUUAAAUUUCUUCAAAGGGCAAAAGUUUUCUCAAUAGCCCCUUUCUACAUCCUAAUAAUAUUAACUCCUUUUUAUUCGGAUGAAUUUUCGUCAUACCUUUUCAACUUAAUGGAAUUCUAGGUGUCAGGUGAUGGGCGGGACUGCAUCCCAAGUUGUGGUUCCAGGCAAGCAAAAGGGUGCUUGCCAAGAUGCUCAGGAGGGACUGGGGCAAUGCCUGGAGAAUUCUCAGGCAGCUUGUUGGUAAAGAUUUCCAGCCGUUGGGAAGUGGGACUUCAGAGCCCUGAACUGUUGUUCUUUGCCCUUCACUAUAAUCAUCUGAAAGGGAGUACUUUAUGCAAAAAAAAAAAAAAGGCGUUUCAGAAUUAUGGAUAACUAUGCAAAUUUACACAGGUCACGCAGUGUAGUUCAUAGGAAAGAAUUUGGGUUACCAGUGCAGACUUCUGAUUUAUUUUUUUCUACUUCAGUGUGUGUGGGGGAGGGAGGGGUGCAGGUUAUGGGCUUUGUGGUACCUGUAUAUAGAGGGAGCCAGCAAAAUAAAAGGGCUGUUUUCUUCUGGGGAGGCUAAGACCUCAGCACUGUAAUUCCCCAUCAAGCCGCCUCCCCCCCACCUGGAUUGAGUCCAGGAAUGUGGGAGGAAGGAAGGGUUGGAUUCAGUGUCCCAGGCGGACAGGCCGCUUAGCACUAGUGCCUUUUCUGCCGUCAGCUUCAAUCUGUGUGUGCUUUUUGGACAAAAAGGAAUAAAUUGAAUUUGCAAACAAAA
Molecule: messenger RNA, 2109 nt
Organism: Eublepharis macularius
Lineage: Eukaryota; Metazoa; Chordata; Lepidosauria; Squamata; Eublepharidae
Gene: PLP2
Product: proteolipid protein 2
Exons: 5
Coding region: 97-552 (151 amino acids)
Cellular component (GO): membrane
Source: RefSeq, a predicted model, not a curated record